UCGAAACAUCUUAGUAAACUCAUUCAAAAAGACUGUCACGAACAUUAAUUUUUUCUGAUUUCUUUCACCUUUUUUCGUUUUCGUUUUGCCUUGUUUCUUUUUGUAACUAAAACAGUAAAUCGAAAACAAUUCACAAUAUGGAUGAUCAUAUUAUAAAUACUGAAAAUCUGAUUUGGGCCAUUAAGAAUGGCGAUUUCAAGGCAGUUCAAACGGUUUUUCUAAAUUCCCAAUUCGAUGUUAAUGAUCAACUGGGCGAACGUUUUCCCUUGCACUAUGCUGCCGAUUUUGGUCAAUUGAAAUUGUUAGAAUUCUUUAUUAAAAUUGGUGCCGAUGUGGAUCGAAAGGAUAAAUAUGGCAUAACCCCCAUAUUGGCUGCCCUAUGGGAAGGUCACACCGAUUGUGUCAAAUGCCUAUUGCAACAGGGUGCCAAUCGACAUGGUCAAACGCCCAAUGGACAGAGUUAUGCUGAGGCCGCCGACAAUGAAGAGAUCAAGAGCCUUCUGGAGAGCCCAUAAGGAGAUUGUGAUUCAUUCAUCCAUGGAUCUAUAAUCUUCCCUGAAUCUGGAGUGUCUGUCUGUGUGUUUAUUUCUUUCUUUUUUUGUGUUUGCCCGUUCAAUACUAAAUUCCUUUUUAUGAGAAUAAA
Messenger RNA from Drosophila willistoni, 643 nucleotides. RefSeq names its product myotrophin. Gene Ontology annotation, molecular function: protein binding. Gene Ontology annotation, biological process: regulation of barbed-end actin filament capping. Bases 138 to 515 code for a protein of 125 amino acids. The transcript has a single exon. NCBI's taxonomy places the organism in Eukaryota, Metazoa, Arthropoda, Insecta, Diptera, Drosophilidae. Gene Ontology annotation, cellular component: nucleus; cytoplasm. The record is from RefSeq and is a predicted model, not a curated record.